Molecule: messenger RNA, 741 nt
Organism: Sporothrix schenckii 1099-18
Lineage: Eukaryota; Fungi; Ascomycota; Sordariomycetes; Ophiostomatales; Ophiostomataceae
Exons: 3
Coding region: 1-741 (246 amino acids)
Source: RefSeq, a predicted model, not a curated record
AUGUCUCCCUCGGCAGAGCUUCUAGAGCCGCACGGCGGUGCUGCCAGCACCACGCAAAAGACGGCUCCGGCAAAGACGAUGGCGGCAUCGACCACUGCCGAUUCCAAGCCGGCCGGCGCCAGCCACAACAUUAUCGACAUCCGCCAGGCUUCCGUUGAGAUGAAUCUCCGCGACGAGAUCGUCUCCCAGUUCUGCGCCAAGAAGGGCCCACGUACAAUGCCGACCCUGCUUCUCUAUGAUGAAGCCGGCCUUCAGCUGUUUGAAAACAUCACGUACCUCGAGGAGUACUACCUGACCAACAAUGAAAUCGACGUGCUCACGGCCGCCGCGGCUGAGAUUGCAGAGCUCAUUCCCCAGGACUCUAUGAUCAUUGAGCUUGGCAGCGGCAAUCUCCGUAAGAUCAACUUGCUCCUCCAAGCUCUCGAGACGUCUGGCAAGCGCGUCGAGUACUACGCCCUCGAUCUCUCUCUGCAGGAGCUCCAGCGCACACUCUCCCAGCUGCCGCGCUAUGAAAACGUCCGCUGCUUCGGCCUGCUUGGCACCUACGACGACGGCCGGGAGUGGCUCAAAACGCCUGCCAUCCUGCAUCGCCAAAAGUGCAUCGUGACUCUGGGCUCCAGCAUCGGCAACUUCCACCGCGACGACGCCGCUGAUUUCUUGCGCGGCUUCUCUGACGUCCUGCAUCCGGGCGACUCGAUCCUGGUCGGCCUUGACGGCUGCGUCGACGCCGACAAGGUGUAG